Messenger RNA from Cyclopterus lumpus (lumpfish), 531 nucleotides. RefSeq names its product gamma-crystallin M3-like. The transcript is spliced from 3 exons. NCBI's taxonomy places the organism in Eukaryota, Metazoa, Chordata, Actinopteri, Perciformes, Cyclopteridae. Bases 1 to 531 code for a protein of 176 amino acids. Gene Ontology annotation, molecular function: structural constituent of eye lens. Gene Ontology annotation, biological process: lens development in camera-type eye; visual perception. The record is from RefSeq and is a predicted model, not a curated record.
AUGCACGGCAAGAUCACCUUCUACGAGGACAAGAACUUCCAGGGUCGCUCCUAUGAGACCAGCAGCGACUGCUCCGACAUGGCCUCCCACCUGAGCAGGUGCCACUCCUGCAAGGUGGAAAGCGGCUGCUUCAUGGUGUACGACCGCACCAACUACAUGGGGAACCAGUACUUCAUGAAGAGGGGCGAGUACUCCGACUACCAGCGCAUGAUGGGUUUCGGUGACUGCAUCAGGUCUUGUCGUAACAUCCCCAUGCACAAAGGGUCCUACAAAGUGAGGAUCUACGAGAGGGAGAACUUCGGCGGUCAGAUGAACGAGCUGAACGACGACUGCGACAACAUCCAGGACCGCUACCGCAUGUCCGACUGCCAGUCCUGCAACGUGAUGGACGGCCACUGGCUGAUGUACGAGCAGCCCCAGUACAGAGGCAAGCAGAUGUACAUGAGGCCUGGAGAGUACAGGAGCUUCAGGGACAUGGGAUACGAUGGAAUGAGAUUCAGCUCCAUCAGACGCAUCACUGACUCCUGUUAA